Molecule: messenger RNA, 1946 nt
Organism: Dicentrarchus labrax (European seabass)
Lineage: Eukaryota; Metazoa; Chordata; Actinopteri; Moronidae
Gene: snupn
Product: snurportin 1
Exons: 9
Coding region: 105-1226 (373 amino acids)
Biological process (GO): protein import into nucleus; snRNA import into nucleus
Cellular component (GO): cytoplasm; nucleus
Molecular function (GO): nuclear import signal receptor activity; protein binding
Source: RefSeq, a predicted model, not a curated record
UAGUUUUCUGUAUUUAAUCGGCCAACUAAAAGUCGCCACUGGUGGGAAAAAUGACAUCGUGACGUUUCAGCAGCAGCAGCCUCUCGGAGUAUCCAAGAGUCCCCAUGGAUGACCUGACCAAAGCCCUGUCAGCCAGCUUUGCUGUGUCCAAGGAUCCCAACAGUACAGCCGCCCCCCACCCUCGGCUGGCCCAGUACAAGAGCAAGUACAGCGUGCUGGAGCAGAGCGAGCGGCGCCGACGCUUCCUUGACCUGCAGAAAAGUAAACGUUUAAACUACGUCAACCAUGCGCGGCGUCUGGCUGACGGGGACUGGACGGGGGCAGACAGCGAUGGAGAGGAGGACAUGGAAAAACAGAACGAGGGGGAACGGGAGCAAGAUGGCAACGCAGAGGAAGAGGGGAUGGAGGUUGAGAGGAGGAAGCUGCCGAAACAUUAUGCAAACCAGCUCAUGCUGUCAGAGUGGCUGGUGGAUGUGCCAUCAGAACUGGACACUGAUUGGCUGAUGGUGGUCUGUCCCAUGGGGAAAAGAUCUCUCAUUGUUGCCUCAAAGGGUUCCACUGCAGCUUACACUAAAAGCGGCUACUGUGUGAAUCGUUUCCCCUCCCUGCUGCCCGGUGGAAACCGACACAACUCAGCCAUGGGAAAAGACUACACAAUCCUGGACUGCAUUUACAGUGAGGUGGACAGAACGUACUACAUCCUGGAUGUCAUGUGCUGGAGAGGCCACCCGGUGUAUGACUGCCCGACUGAGUUCCGUUUCUACUGGCUCCAGUCCAAAGUCCAGGAGGCGGACGGCCUAUCAGAAAUCGCCAAACGCAACCCUUUCCGGUUUGUGAGCCUCCAAAGUACUGACUGCACAGCAGAGCUGAUUCAGAAAGCUCUGGCAGCUGAGUACAACUUCAGCGUGGAUGGUCUCCUGUUCUACCACCGGCAGACCCACUACACCCCUGGCAGCACCCCUCUGGUGGGCUGGCUUCGCCCCUACAUGGUCACCGACAUCCUGGGCAUAGAGGUUCCAGUAGGACCCCUCACCACCAAGCCCGAUUACGCCGGCCACCAGCUGCAGCAGAUCCUGGAACACAAAAAACCAUCAAAUGAAGUCCGCCCGGCCAACAGAAGCGGAGGCUAUGAGUUAGAGUACCUGUCCACCCCAAGCCAGGACAGUGGGGACACUGUGAACUUUCUGAAUCAGAAGCCAAUAAGGGAAGCACACAUGGAGCUCUGAGUGGGAGGCUUAACGAGAUGCAAAUUGCCAACUCAGUGUUUCUGAGUGGUGGCGGCCCACAUAUGGCUCUUUAGAAUGUCUGCUGAAUGGUUUUGCAGAUCUGACCAAUUGCAAAGCAUGGCUAAUUCUAAUCCGGCACUGCUCAGGACGCCCUCAGAGUGCAGAUUAGUAGAGCUACGCUAUAUGUGAUUUUAUAACUCAGGUCUGCCAUUAACAUCAUUACUUCUACCUGCUGCAGAACCCCGAAACAGAUCAGUUUACUCGAGAAUAAUUGCACAGUAGUUGGCCACUAUAAUUACUUAGUCACCAGUCUCUAAUGCAAAUCCUUUAAUAACACCAUACGUAGUCACAUACGAUCAAAAAAGAGGACGAGAGGUUUGUGCGAUAUACUGCAAAGCGCAGCUCAGUAAAUUUUGUGGUCAAGUGUUAGUUUGCUUUUCUCUCACAUAAGACACAUCUUUACCGUUGUCAGUUGACUGCAGGUUUUUCUCCACCCAUCACUGAUGCUUACUCGCCAAAAAUAGUUUUUGAGCUUGAACAACAGUAAUGGAGCCCUCUGUGUUUUUAGGAAGGUGAGGUUUUGUUGACGGUUUAGAACCUGUGAGUUGCUAUCAUGCUGAACAGCAGCAGUGACAUGGACUUUUAAUGUUAAAUUUAAAAUUGCCUAGAAGAUGUUUUAAAGUGUAUGUUACUUAAUAAAUGUUUUUUUAUUGGCCUAUA